Molecule: messenger RNA, 565 nt
Organism: Cricetulus griseus (Chinese hamster)
Lineage: Eukaryota; Metazoa; Chordata; Mammalia; Rodentia; Cricetidae
Source: RefSeq, a predicted model, not a curated record
AUGACAGCUAUAUCAUCUAGUAACUCGGGUUCAAAGGUCAGUGGGUUUGGUGGGAUGAAGAGACAACACUUCCCACUGAAUCAUGAAGCAUGCUCCUCAUCUGACACCACCUCUUUGGCACAUAGAGAAAUCGAGAAAAAGAAACAAGAGUUUGGUCAUGAGUCUAAGACAUUGCUCACUGUGGGAAAGUCAGGUAAAGGGAAGAAAGGGAAAGGCCGGGUCAAGUCUUUUGGGAAGAAGCAGAAGCCAAAGAAGCCGGAAGUGGACAUCCUUAGCCCUGCAGCCAUGCUGAACCUCUACUACAUUGCCCACAAUGUUGCCGACUGCCUGUACCUUCGAGGCUAUCCUUGGCCAGGCGCUCCCAAAGGGAAAAAGGGGAAGAACAAGGUUUAAGUGAUAAAACCCAAAACAUGUCUUUGUUUCAAAGAACAGAAAGGGGAAGAAAGCAUUCAAGAUAACUCAGUGACGGCAGUCAAUAUAGACUUACUGAAGACAACCAGAAACACGAAGCCAGUGCACUUCUCUGUGGUAAAUGACAGAGCAAUGCACAUUUAUUGCCACAGCU